Panicum hallii is the source of this 2162-nucleotide messenger RNA. Its product is annotated as hydroxyproline O-galactosyltransferase GALT5-like. Gene Ontology annotation, molecular function: carbohydrate binding; galactosyltransferase activity. NCBI's taxonomy places the organism in Eukaryota, Viridiplantae, Streptophyta, Magnoliopsida, Poales, Poaceae. The record is from RefSeq and is a predicted model, not a curated record. The transcript has 8 exons. Bases 1 to 1863 code for a protein of 620 amino acids. Gene Ontology annotation, cellular component: Golgi membrane.
AUGCGCCGGCCGCGCCGCGGCGGCGGCGGCCUCCGCCCGCUGCUGCUGCUGCUCCCCUUCGCCGCGCUCCUCUCCGUCGCCACCUUCUCCCUCCACUCCCCCGACCGCCUCCUCGUCACCAUCACGGCGCGGCGGCCGUCCUCGUUGCCCCGCCACCUGCACCGGCUGGCCGUCUCGAGCCUCGACGCGCGCGCGCUCGGCCUCGGCGCGGCCCCUCCGCUCCACGCGGACGCCGCGCGCGCGUUCCGGUCCGGCGGGCGCCUCCUCAGGGACGUCCUCUCCUCCCCCUCGUCCUCCGCCCCCGCGCCGCCGCCCUCUGGCACUGCCGGCGCGACGCGGUGCCCGCCUUCCGUCGCGUUGUCGGGUGCGCGGCUCCGCGGCACGGGCGGCGGCUUCGCCCUGUCACUGCCCUGCGGGCUGGAGCUGGGGUCGCACGUGACGGUGGUGGGCUCGCCGCGGCGCCGCGGAAACGUGGCGCAGUUCGCGGUGGAGCUGCGCGGGGAAGGGGACGGCGACGCGGCCCCGAGGAUCCUCCACUUCAACCCGCGGCUCCGCGGGGACUGGAGCGGCCGGCCGGUGAUCGAGCAGAACACCCGCUUCCGCGGGCAAUGGGGACCCGCGCUCCGGUGCGAGGGCCAUCGGUCGCGCCCGGACGAGGAGACCGUUGAUGGAUUGGUGAAAUGUGAGGAAUGGUCUGGAAACAUUGGGGACACAUCAGAGGACUUGAAGAGAUUGUGGUUGCAGAACCGUAUUGCUGGACAGAAGAGCAGAUAUUGGAUAGAUUGGCCAUAUCCAUUCAUGGAGGAUGAAUUGUUUGUUCUAACACUGUGUACUGGUUUGGAAGGCUACCAUUUUCAUGUUGACGGGAAGCAUGUCACUUCUUUUCCUUACCGUGUUGGCUUUGUUAUUGAGGAUGCCACUAUCUUGUCUGUGAUUGGCGACAUUGACGUUCAAUCAAUAGUAGCUGGUUCAUUACCAACAGCUCGCCCUAGCAUUGUCCAAAGAAAUCUGGAGUUGCUAACAGAACUAAAAGCCCCUCCUCUUUCUGAAGAGAAUGUAGAGCUAUUCAUAGGCAUUCUUUCGGCGGGGAAUCAUUUCACUGAACGCAUGGCUGCAAGGAAAUCUUGGAUUUCUUCAGUACGAAAUUCCUCCAGCACGGUGGCUCGGUUUUUUGUUGCAGUGAAUGGCAGAAGGGAAGUGAAUGAAGAUUUGCUGAAAGAGGCAGAUUUCUUCGGGGACAUUGUCGUUGUGCCUUUUGUUGAUAGUUAUGAUCUGGUUGUUCUGAAGACUAUUGCCAUUUGUGACUAUGCGGCUCGUGUUGUUCCGGCGAAGUAUGUCAUGAAGUGUGAUGAUGAUACCUUUGUUAGACUUGAUUCAGUGAUGGCUGAAGUCAAGAAAAUCUCUGACGACAAAAGCUUUUAUUUGGGGAACAUGAAUUACUUCCACCGGCCACUGCGAGAGGGAAAAUGGGCUGUCUCAUAUGAGAUCAAGGAGUCUGUCAGGAUGGCAAAUCAAAUACAAACAGGAGCUAUCAUUCUGGAAGUAGAGUGGCCCAUAGAAGAGUACCCGCCCUACGCUGAUGGUGCAGGCUACAUUGUUUCUUCUGACAUUGCAAACUUUGUCUCAUCUGAAAUGGAGAAGGGAAGACUAAAUCUGUUCAAGAUGGAGGAUGUGAGCAUGGGGAUGUGGGUUGGGCGGUUCAACAGCUCCGGGAACGCCGUGGCGUACGCCCACAGCCCCAGGUUCUGCCAGUCCGGCUGCGCCGACGACUACCUGACCGCACACUACCAGUCGCCGGCGCAGAUGGUGUGCCUCUGGGAGAAGCUGCGGCAAGGGAGGCCGCAGUGCUGCAACUCGAGGUGACACAGAAACCUUUGCCCCCUGAAAGCUCACCUCGGCAUGAACUUCCCUGGGAUAGGUAGCAAACCACAGGUAACGCUUGUACAUCAUUGGAGGGUACAUAGCCCCGUUUUUUCCACUGAUCGGAAGCAGUGACGAACACAGAAUACAUCGGGUGAAAGGAUAGUUUAAGCUUACACGUCAUAUCUGUAACAUAAACACAACCAUAUUAUCGUAUAACAAUCUCUCUUGGUACAUAAAUUAUACAUGCCACAAUGUACGGCUCCCUAGGUAGGUACUGAGCGUACUGCUGGUCCAAAAGA